CGAGAGAGACAAAGCCUGAUUAAUAAAUUUCUUUUCUAUGUGAUUAAAUUGAAACUGAUUAAUUAGUAUGGGACAAUUUUUAUCUUUUCUUUUAAUUUUUUCUUUUUAUCCACUGCCACUUGCACGUCUCAAUUCGUACAAAUAAUAUAUCUUCGCUUGCAAUAUAAAGAGGGGAGGGUAAAGCAGAAAUAGAGUUUUAUUUGAUUAGUUUAUGGCAAUUGCAGCAAUGAUGAGCCUUAACGACGGCAGCAGCAACAAUAGUAAUAGUAAUAUUAAUAUUAAUAAUAAAGAAGAUGAUCACGAACAUGACAUAAUUAUGCCGGGGUUUCGGUUCCACCCUACUGAAGAAGAACUCGUUGAGUUCUACCUUCGCCGUAAGGUUGAGGGCAAACGUUUCAACGUUGAGCUCAUUACUUUCUUGGAUCUUUAUCGUUAUGACCCUUGGGAACUUCCUGCUUUGGCAGCAAUUGGAGAGAAAGAAUGGUUCUUCUAUGUUCCGAGAGAUCGAAAGUAUCGAAACGGGGAUCGGCCUAAUCGUGUGACGACUUCUGGGUACUGGAAGGCGACUGGAGCUGACCGGAUGAUUAGAAGUGAGAAUUGCAGGUCUAUUGGGUUGAAGAAAACCCUAGUUUUCUACUCUGGGAAAGCUCCCAAAGGCAUCCGAACAAGCUGGAUCAUGAAUGAAUACCGUUUGCCUCACAUCGACACUGAACGUUAUCAGAAGGCUGAGAUAUCACUUUGCCGAGUAUACAAGAGAGCUGGAGUGGAAGAUCACCCAUCCGUCCCUCGGUCAUUUCCGACAAGGGCAUCCUCAUCUUCUAGACCAUCAAAAUCCAUAGAGCUUCCUCAAAUUCACGUUUCUGGAGGACACUCGAUACAAGCCGAAAAGAUUAGUUGCGAAACAGAUGGAAGCUGCAGUAGCUCAGAUGUUACCACUGCUUUAGGAUUGACUAAUGCAUACCAUCAUCCAAUUACUACCUCAUCACUUGGAUUACCACCUGCUUCCAUACAAGAAGAGGAUAUGUUUCUUCACCAGUCGCGACAAGCUUCUCCUUUAGUCCCUAACAACAGCCUCUACGCCGGUUCAUCAAACCCGGUCGAUGAUCUUCAUACAUUACUAAACUAUCAGCAAUACUACACAACUACUACUCAUCAACAACAACUCUCCAUGAUGCAGCCGCACACGUUACCUCCCACUAUGUUACCAAGCUCGCUACCGGCCGCUGCCUUUUCAGAUCGAUUGUGGGAGUGGAAUCCAAUGCCGGAAGAAACUAGAGACCAGUACAACGUUAACAAUCCAUUCAAGUAACCAUUUAUUAUUAUAUGCAUCUCGUGCUUACAUCAAUUUUACUUUUGUGUUGCAAGUGAUAUAUAUAUUAUGUAUAUGCAGGAUAUUAUCUCUAAUUAUCAACUUUUAUCUAAGGUCAUUAGGUUUUGGAUGUGACAUAAAAAAAUUAUGUAUCAUCUUCCAGUCUCUGAUUCCUUGUAGGGAAUUUUGUUUUAGUCUAUAAUUUAAGUUUGUGUUUCAAUGUUAGCUAUAUAUGAGGAUCAGACUUCUUUGAGCUUCA
Messenger RNA from Mercurialis annua (annual mercury), 1568 nucleotides. Its product is annotated as NAC domain-containing protein 35. The transcript is spliced from 3 exons. Gene Ontology annotation, biological process: regulation of DNA-templated transcription. The record is from RefSeq and is a predicted model, not a curated record. Bases 212 to 1309 code for a protein of 365 amino acids. Lineage: Eukaryota; Viridiplantae; Streptophyta; Magnoliopsida; Malpighiales; Euphorbiaceae. Gene Ontology annotation, molecular function: DNA binding.